CUCCAAAAUGUCCAAUUCUCUCCUCUUCCUAUGCCUCCCAAUCAAAUCUUCGCUUCCUUCUUCCUUCCAUUGACGACAUAAUUCCACAUUGCAGCAAAGGACAAUAUGAUUCAUGAGGUGAAUGGAAGUAGAAGAGCGAAGGGCGGAAAGAGGCGUGGUUGAAGAAUUGGAGUGAGAAUGGGGUAUAGAGCAACAAAAGAAUGAACCAAGAGGUACAUAUGAUCUGGGAGGGGCGCGGAUCAGAGAAAUCAAUCGGCACGCAGGACCCUAAUCGAGCUGAGCAAGGCGAGGGCUGUAUGAUUCAUACGUGAUGGCGUGUUCUGAAGAGGCUUCGUACCGGUGGCGUGUAUCACCAACAACGAUGACCUGGAAACAUGGAAAAGGUGAGAGAAAUGGUGAAAGGAUAGCAGGACAGAGUAAAGACAUGCAAUUGCAAAAUUUUGAAUACGGCUACAAAAGGAAGACAUGGGCUUCUGCUGUGAGUGAGGGAGAAGGUAAGGUUCUGUCGUGGCAGGGAACGACUUGGGUGGAAAAUUUGUUCUCCGAAGCUCUCUCGCCAAUCCCACAAGAGUGACGGGAACUCUUUUAGACUCAACUCACAAGACGCCAAAAAGUGAAACAGUAGUAGAGAAAUUGGGCCAAUAAAGCGUACCCACUUUUUAUAUACGGCUGCAAAAGGAAGGCAUGGGCUUCUGCUGCGAGUGAGGGAGAAGGUAAGGUUCUGUCGUGGCAGGGAACGACUUGGGUGGAAAAGUUGUUCUUCGAAGCUCUCUCGCCAAUCCCACAAGAGUGAUUGGAACUCUUUCAGACCCAACCCACAAGACGCCAAAAAGUAAAAUAGUAGUAGAGAAAUUGGGCCAAUAAAGCGUACCCACUCUUUAUAUUUUAAAGAAUUUCGUCCUUGAUGCGAUUGCAGCAAUGCAUCUCGUCAAUCUUAAUACAGAUAUUUCAGUCAAUUAUACAGUUUUGGGGAAUGUAUAUGCUGCAGCUGGCCUAUGGCACAAGAAUUGCAAGAUCAGAAACUUGAUGAGCCAUAGAAGUUGAAGAAGACUCCAGGUUACAGCAGUAUAGAUUCUCCAAGGAGCAUUUACCUUACAUAACCAAGUUGAGGAGGCAAACCUGGAUGUUGCUGCCAAAACCUGUUUGUUACUCUUGUGGAAAAAGUAAGUAAGCCUGUUAGAUACAAGUACACUUGAUCGCGUGAUAUAGACUAAGUCUAGUCUAAUGCAUUACUUCUUUCAUAUGUGUACAUUUUAUUGAGGUCCCUUGCGUUUAUUGUUCUUUCUUUUGAACGUGCAACUUCCAUAGAGACAAAUACGAGAUUUCAAAUAUGUGUUCCAGGAAGUGGGAAUGUCAUAUUUUUGUGGUGGUUAAUAUCUAAUUUUUAGGAGUAAUCGUUUGCUUUUAAAUAAGAGUUUGAAUGAAAGAUUAUUUGCUUUUGACGUGUCCACUUGAAUUGAGCUGGUUGAUGUCAAAUGUUAUGGCCCUCAGAGAUGCUAGAAGGCUGUUCACAAUAGGUGAGACAAUGCCCUUUGCCUGCAUCUCUAGAAGCGAGUAAAGAGGAAGGAGUUGACAUAUUCUAAACCAAAACUAAGUUCUUUUAUUCUGCUUAACUACUACUAAGAUUUAUCAAUCUAAAUCAAAGUGUUUAAAGAAACGCUUUCAUUCAUCUUUAAUUCGUUGAAAUCUCAACUUGGGGACAAUAUGGUCACCAAGAUGGUUUGCUAUCUAAUUUAGGGACUAUUAGAUGAAUGAAAUUUUAUGUUGAUGAAUCUCAAACUCUUGACUGCUUUGUGUGGGAAUUUACUAACAUACAGUGUAGUGAUGGGAUUUUGUGUUAUUCUCCACUAUACGUAAGUUUCAUGACUUUACUUUUUAACAUCCUGGAUUAUUCUUUACCAAUUUCUUGACCUUUCUGCACAUUGAUCUUAUACUUCCUCUGAAAAAAGUGAUGAUACAACUCAUCUUUUUCCUUCUUCAGUAACUAAUUCUUGUUACCAACUCACUUUCUAGAGGAACAUAGAACGCCCCGCUCUCUCUCCUCUUUUUUCCUCUCUGCCUUCUCUCUAGAGGCUUUCUAUUCUGACGAGCUCGGAGGCUGCUGCCGGCGACAGCCCUCCGCCUCUCCGUUUUCAUGAUUUUCCCACUGUUUUGCAUGCUUUUCUUCCUUUCUUUUCGGUGUUUGUUCCUUUCAAGUCGUUUUGGCUUUGUUUCUGUCAAUGAAAUUGCUUGUCUAUCCCUUUGAUGGGUUCCUUUCCUCCCCCUUGGGUGGGUCGAUUUUUUGCCCUCCAAUCUGUUUGCUAAGAUCUGGAGAUGAUGAUCCUUGCUAAGAUGCGAUGGAAGCCAGAUCAACUCCAAAUCUAGCUUGUCUGCUGAUUUCCUCUCUUUCGUCUACCUCCUUGUCUCACCUUGCAGAUCUAGGUGUUUCGGAAAUGCAGCCCUUGGCAUCGGACUCGGAGUGGAGAGCUUGAAGACAGAAGUCAUUGUCCCUCUAGUUCAUCCGUCGUCGAUUGGUGCCGACCCACUUGUUUUUCGGGCCUUUUUUGUUUUAGUCUUAAGAUAUGGUUGUAUUUUCUGUUUGUACUUUUCAAAUUAGGCUUGGCCCGAUCGCAAUCUUAAUGAACAACUCUUUAAAAAAACUCAUUCUUGUUACGGCCAAGUGCUUUAAUUUAGUUUGUUAAAUUGAGGUAUCAAGAGAAGAAAUAUGAUGGUGAUACAAUGAUAUUUUAUGAUCUUUUCUUUUGUACUAAUAUCUGAAAGAUGUAUGGAGAAGUAAAAAAUCUACUUACAUUUUACUACACUACAUUAUGGCAAUGAAAUAGAACUAGACAU
This is a messenger RNA of Linum trigynum, 2832 nucleotides long. The record is from the annotation of a GenBank genome assembly. Lineage: Eukaryota; Viridiplantae; Streptophyta; Magnoliopsida; Malpighiales; Linaceae.